AUGGCGACCCCAUCGACAAACACGAAAACCCUAGAUCAUAUCGUGCAUCUGUCACCACCAGGCUCGAUUGAAGAGACAUCGCGACAAUUUGGUGAUCUUGGGUUCAAGGUUAUACCUGGCGGAGAACACGUUGGCGGCUUGGCUGCCAAUGCGCUCGUGGUUUUCGCGGAUGGACUCUACCUUGAGCUCCUUUCCUUCACACAUGAGCCUUCUCACUACCCUCCUGGAUCACCGGCGCGUGUCAAACGCGACACCCAUCCUUGGGCGAACAAACCAUUAGGCUGGAUUGACUACGCGUUUUUGGGGAACGGAUCACACACAAUUCGAAUCUCGGACAUUAUCAACGACCGUGCCAAGAAAGAUAGAAGCGGGGCGUUCUAUGAGGCGGAGGAAGAUGGGGGAAGGAAACGGAUUGAUGGAAAGGUCGUCAGGUGGCUCAUAUCGGCUCCUCGGGAAAAUAAAGGAACAUUGCCGUUCUUUUGUGGGGAUAUUACACCUCGAGAUCUGAGGGUGCCAACUAAACCGCCAGCGAACGUCCAACACCCAUCAACUACACAGGGAAUCGCACACAUUCGCAUAGUCACUGAUGCAAAGUUUUUUCCUGUAAUCAGCAAGCAGCUCACUUCUGUGACUGGACAAGAACCGUUGUCAUCUACGCCUAUUGAGGCAGUUUGGUCCUUGGACAGCCAUUCUACGACCUCUCCUUCGCUCAUUCUGAGUACUCCUUCUAAUGAGCUUGAGAGCGCUUUCGCCAAGAAUGUUGGAACGGGUAUAGUUGAGGUCGGGUUUUUGGUGAAGAAGAAGCAAGGAUUGUAUGGGUCGGCGAAGGGCACGAUGAUUGAGAUGGCUCGGAAAGUAGGCAAUACGAUCAAAUCUAGAUUCCAGAAAGCUAGCAGUGCGAUCAAGAAAGGCUUCCAAAAAGCGAGCAGCGCAGUCAAGAAAGGCUUCCAGAGAGUAGGCGGCGCUAUCAAAGCAGCUGCCCAGCAAGUGAAACAGGGAUUUGAGACUGCUGGAAGAUUUAUCAAGUGGUUUGAAGAUCAUAUCCGCCGCCCAUCGGGCUGCCAACCUCAAAGGUCCAAGGGCUUUGACAAGGCCUCGAAUGCGAUUCAUGCCCAUCUUUCACCCCAGCUCCAGAAAGGCUCAGAGAUUCUCGAUGACAUCAGGCAUCCCUACGACGCUGCAACUAAAGCAGCUAGCAAGGUUAUCGGAGGGAAAGCGGCAGCGGUCGUUGGUCAAGUCGCUGACGAGAUAUUUUAA
Messenger RNA from Laccaria bicolor S238N-H82, 1257 nucleotides. RefSeq lists its product as uncharacterized. Bases 1 to 1257 code for a protein of 418 amino acids. The record is from RefSeq and is a predicted model, not a curated record. Lineage: Eukaryota; Fungi; Basidiomycota; Agaricomycetes; Agaricales; Hydnangiaceae. The transcript is spliced from 8 exons.